Ilex paraguariensis (yerba mate) is the source of this 876-nucleotide messenger RNA. NCBI's taxonomy places the organism in Eukaryota, Viridiplantae, Streptophyta, Magnoliopsida, Aquifoliales, Aquifoliaceae. The record is from the annotation of a GenBank genome assembly.
AUGGGUCCUAAGCCUCUUGAUCCUCUAGAGCUUCCUGAGGUCUGCAGGAUUGGUGGGUCUGUUGAGAUGGUUUCUUGGGGUUUGGAUUUGGGUUGGUUUGAGUCUGAUGGCGGUGGUUUGGUGGAGUUGAUGCUGUCUCCUGAAGCUCUUUUUCGAGCUGCCAUGGCGGAAGAGUACAUGCGGCUGAGAGCUGCAAGUAAGACAUGCAAAGGCCACGCGCCGCAUGGCCCUUGUCUCCGCCCUCCCUCUGACGAUCACUCUCAUAAAUCAGUAAACCAUGAAGCUUUGGUGGAGAAAGUCACUGCCCACCACAAAGACUGCUACAUAGCCAAAUGGGCUGCGGUUCAUGAAGACGUCUUAGCCAGCUUUUCACCACCCUCUAGAGAAUGCUUAUCUAUGGAUAACUGGUUGGAAGCCAUCAAUGGUGUUUCGACUGGUCGACACCGUCCAGGUGACACGUUCACCCGGUGCGAGUCUCGCAAACAUUUGUCGGAGGACCAGUUGAAGAAAAUUGAAGUUUUGAGAGGGAAGAUUAGGGUUGAGGAGGAGAAGGUGGAGGGAGAGAUGGAAAGGCAACAUGUGGCGAUGACAGACAGGAGGAUGGUGGACUUGGCGAGGUUGGCAAGCCGAAUCAAGGGCGGUGACUCGGCGACGACUCAGGUGGAUGGGUUGGUGGAGGGGGCGUUGAAGGGGUUGUUGGGUGGGUUGGAGAGAGUGAUGAAAAUGGCAGAUUGUGUGAGGUUGAAGACGUUAAAGGCUGUGUUGGAGGUGUUGAGUCUGAGACAGUGUGUGGAUUUCUUGUCAGCGAAGUUGAUGCUUCAGAUUCAGUUGAGGAAAUGGGGGAAGAAGAGAGAGAAAAUUAGUUUGAAGAGUUAG